Molecule: messenger RNA, 561 nt
Organism: Drosophila pseudoobscura
Lineage: Eukaryota; Metazoa; Arthropoda; Insecta; Diptera; Drosophilidae
Product: proteoglycan 4-like
Exons: 2
Coding region: 48-260 (70 amino acids)
Source: RefSeq, a predicted model, not a curated record
GCGGAAAAAAAUUUGAAAAAUUAUGCCUCAGGCGAUAUAUUUUGUAAAUGGUGGCCGAGGACGCGGUUUCCACUACGUUCAAGGUGCCCGUGGACGCGGAGCCCCCUAUGCCCAAGGUGCCCGAGGACGCGGAGCCCCCUACGCCCAAGGAGCCCACUACGCCCAAGGUGCCCGUGGACGCGGAGCCCCCUACGCCCAAGGUGCCCGUGGAGGUGGAGGACGUGGAGGUGGAGGUGCCCACGGCUACCAAGGAGGGCUAAACCGACGUAUGCGUAGGGCUAUAGCCGCGAUCGCCAGAAACGCGGUGCGUGCUUCCUCACCGGCCGGUGCUGCCCCGCCUACCUCACCGGUCCGUGCUGCCCCACCGGCCCGUGCUGCUCCACCGGCCCGUGCUGCCAGACCUGCCCCACCGGGCUGUGAUGCUCCAAAUGCCCCAUCGGGCUGUGAUGCCCCACCUGCCCCACCGGGUUUUGAUGCCCCACCGGCACAGGACGCUCCAUGCUGCGUUCACUGCGCUUUGAAAAAAAAUGUAAAACAAUAAAAUGAAAUAAAUAUAAUGUA